AUAUGUACAACAAAAUUAAAAUUUCAUUAUAAUUUAGUUAAGUGUUAGUGAAAAAUAAAAUUAAUCAUCAUAGUUGCACCUCUCCACUUCCGUUUUUAGGAAACCUUAAACAAUAAUUUCGUAAAAAACUAAAUUUCAUUCACAAAAUAAAUGAAAAUAAAGUUAUUUAAAAUUUGCAAACAUUAAAUGGCAACAGGAAAUCAAAACAACAACAACAAUAAACAGCUAUAAACCUACUAUCUAAAACCCAACAACUGUAACAAUAAUACAUACAUUUGAAAAGAGAAAUUAUCAUAAAGUUUUGAAUACACUCCCAAAAACUUACCUCAACUAAGAAUAAAAAACAAUAAACAGAAAAACAAACAAUUAACGGAAAUCUUGUUAUUUUUAUAAAUAAUACAACAACAAUAAAAGGAAGCAAAAUAAAGUCCAUAAAUUGACGGUUAGCAGAACAAUAACAAAGACGUCAUGAUAAAUUCAAAUCACACGGGUACCACCCGUAGACCCUUUUCUCGCAAUGGGCCCUCUACAUCGAGAAAUCAUCGAGGACGCAUGCUCUUCUCACCGCAUUCAUAUCAGCAGCAGCAGCAACUGCAGCAGCAGCACCAACACAACAGCAACAACAAUGUGCGCUUAAAUCAUGGCAACAAUGGCAAUUUGAGUGCGGCCAAUGGCAAUAAUACCGGUGGUGCUCCUUGGUACAAUAACAAGGAUAAUACCAAUGCAAAUAAUAGUAACAACAAUAUGGAUCCUUGGAAUUCGCUUGGCAGCAAUAGCAAUCACCAUCAGCAGCAACUAGCAGGCGGCUCAGGUCCCCAGUCAUUGCAGCAGCAGCAACAGCAACAACAUUUCCACGGACCAAAUUAUUAUAGUGGUCGCAGGGGAAUAAAUUUACACGCCAGUAGUGACUUCAACAGUUUUCGACGUGGCAACAAUCUUAAUAACAACAACAAUAGCAUGGCGAUGACACAUCGCAGUGGCGACUUUCAUCAGUUCGGUGAUCGUUUCAAUCACAAUCGAAAUUAUAAUGGUAGCAACAAUAGCAACAGCAACAACAAUAAUGCCUCAAACUCAGGACUAUGUGAUCGAAAUGGUCACAGCAACAGUGUUAGCAAUUUGCACAUGGAUGGCUAUAUGACGGGUAGUAGUGGUUCCCGUAUUUCGGAUAAUAGUGAGGGGAAUUCGAACUUUGCCAUGGGAAAUAAUAACAACAACAAUCGUAAUGGUGGCGGUAGCAAUAAUUCAUACAAUCGUUCGCAAUAUUAUAACAACCAUGGAAAUCAAUUUAACAAUGGACCAUCAACGUCUGCUUCCGCAUUAGCCGGGGCUUCAUCGCUUUUGGAUGGACCUUCUGGAUCGGGAGGAGGGAUUUCAGGUUCUACUAGCUCUUUAAAUGGUGCGAAUGUUUUGAAAUCGGACAGUCCAUCAAGGAAACGAAGACGUAUAUCAGGACGUAUGCCCAGCCAGUCACCACCAGCUAUAUGGGAGCAAAGACGUUCCCCGCGAAUAUUGUUACAACAGGGAAGCCCACCUAUACGACGACCACGCCUCAGGGACACUAGUUCGGUUGCACAAAAUCCAAAUUAUUUUAACAACGGUUAUCAUCAUCCCCACCCACAGCAACAGCAUAAUCAUCAACAGCAAUUGCAGCAACAACAACAGCAACAGCAGACUAAUCAUGUCAACCAACAUUAUAUACAACAGCAGCAGCAGCAACAGGCCGUUCAACAUCAUCCUACCUGGGAAUUGGCUACAGCAGCAGCAAAUUCGAAUGCUGGACCAUCGGUUGCACUCAUUCAUACUCCGCCUCCCGCCCAUCAUCAACAAGCACAAAGUCCAGCUGCUUUGCAGCCACCACCGCCGCCACUAAUGGUUGAUAUAAAUCAAGUGCCCGUUAGUUUGUCACUACGUCAUGCCGAACCCAUCUGGGCCUCGAUUUGCACGUAUCCCGCUCAGCCACCACAACCUCGUCUAGCUCCUUGUCACCUACACAGUAUAUACACUCAGCCCUUCACUGCUCAAGCUGCCUGCAAUUCACAUCCCCAUGCCCAUGCCCAGUUUGCAACGAAUGCCACCGGCUUCACAGCAGCCACCAGUGCACCCUUGCAAGUAGCUCAAGCUCCACAACAUUUGGCUGCGGCCACAGCAGCAGCCCAACAACAACAUCAGUCACAACAAGCAGCCGCCUUAGUAGCUGCUGCUACCGUAGCUGCAGCUAAUUAUCAAAAUACUACCCAUUUGACGCAACAACAGCGUUCGGAUGCAGCCGCAGCAGCUGUUGCCAGUUUAUCAUUAGAUCCAGCUGGCGGCCAUCAUCACCACCAUGGCCAGGGUGUGACAGCCGUGCCUCAGUUACAAGCCACUCCCAUACAUUUGACAUCUAUGUCGGCUGCAGCAGCAGCAGCUCAUCAUCACUCACAUUCCAUAGCAGCAGCCGCCGCGGCUGCAGCACAGGUCUCACAGCUUUCGGCUGCACCACAACAAAUUAUUAUCUCUACAGAAAGACGUACAUUCCCUCCACACCGUCGCAUUACCCGCUUCUGGCCCGCCAAUCAUCCACAUGGUCCUCAUCGGCAUGUCUUGCCACCCCAAGCUUUGGGUCCACAUCAAGCCACUCCAGUCCAGAUACAAACAACUGGCAUUAUAAAUCCAGGAUUUUUACUUAAUUUCUUGGCCAUGUUCCCCUUGUCACCGUACAAUCAACAUGAGCUUAGCUCCUCUGAUUCCAAUGAAACUGAAAACUAUGAAGCCUUGCUAAGUUUGGCCGAACGUUUGGGUGAAGCCAAACCACGAGGAUUAGGUCGCAAUGAAAUUGAACAGUUGCCAAGUUAUAAAUUCAAUCCGGAAUCGCAUACUGGCGAUCAAACCUCUUGUGUAGUUUGUAUGUGUGAUUUUGAGUUACGUCAAAUACUACGUGUUCUACCAUGUUCCCAUGAGUUCCAUGCCAAAUGCGUUGACAAAUGGUUAAGGUCAAAUCGGACUUGUCCCAUAUGCCGUGGCAAUGCCUCGGAUUAUUUUGAUAAUCCAGAACGUCAACAGCAAACAAAUCAAACAACAGCAGUACCCAGCAAUAACAAUAAUAAUAAUAACAAUAAUAACAACAAUACAACAACAAAUAAUAACAAUAAUAAUAUAACAACAAUUAAUAACAACAUCAGCAACAAUAAUAAUAAUAAUAAUGCUACAACUGCUGCAACAACAACACCAGUCCAAACCACCAGCCAAACAACACAAGCCCAUUGAACAUCCAACAACAUAAAAACUCAAAUCAGCAAAGCAGACAGACAGACAGAGAGAGAGACACACGAUUCAACCAACACAACGAAAUUUGGUGUAUCCUUUUAAUUUCCGCUUUUUUGUACAACUAAAUCAAGUCUAUUACCCCUAACUACAGACAUAUAGAUAAAUAUAUGUAUGUUUGUAGACACACCUUCCUCCUCCCCCCUUUUGCUAGUUCUGAAGCAGACGAGUAUAAAAAUUUAAAAUUAAAAAAAAAAUUAUGCCACCAAGUUUUCUAAUUCUAUUAGGAAAACCAAGUUAAUUAUUGUGCCCUUUCUUCACUAUACAAUUAGAAUUAAAAUAUAAAUUUAAAAGAAAAUCGAAAAACAAAAAACAAAAACUAUUAUUAUCACAUAAUUACAAUGUGUACUAAAUAUAACAAAAAAAAACCAACCAACAAAUUCUAUAUUUUUUCUUAAUUACUCUUCAAAUAUUCUAGUUUUUCUUUCCUAUAUUAGAUAAUAAUAAUUUAAGAAAUCGGAAUUUAUUAAUGCAAAUUAUCGCUCUGUCUUUAAUACGAUAAUAUAAUAAUUUAUCCUAUAGAGUGUUCAAAUUGUUCAAAAAUGUCCACUUUGGAUUUAUGUAGUCCACUUACAAUACCACCAACUAUGCAACUAUUUAAUAUAGUCUUUUUUUUAAUUAUUUUUUUUACAUAUAAUAUCACAAAAUAAUUAUAAAUAUUUUAUUCAAUUAGUUUCGAAAGCUUUAUUUUUAACCAUAAUAGAUUUUGCUUAAAAAACAACUUAUUAAAACGAUAUAUUUUAUGUACUAAAUAUUUACUAUACCUACAUACAUACAUAUAUAUUUCUAGCAACAAUUGUGAAAAUUUUAAAUAAAAUGGAAAAUUUCAAUUGAAA
Calliphora vicina (urban bluebottle blowfly) is the source of this 4136-nucleotide messenger RNA. RefSeq names its product murashka (gene mura). Gene Ontology annotation, biological process: protein ubiquitination. Gene Ontology annotation, molecular function: ubiquitin protein ligase activity. The record is from RefSeq and is a predicted model, not a curated record. The coding region runs from base 469 to 3243 and encodes 924 amino acids. Lineage: Eukaryota; Metazoa; Arthropoda; Insecta; Diptera; Calliphoridae. The transcript is spliced from 9 exons.